Erpetoichthys calabaricus (reedfish) is the source of this 2103-nucleotide messenger RNA. RefSeq names its product UBX domain protein 10 (gene ubxn10). Gene Ontology annotation, molecular function: protein binding. The coding region runs from base 365 to 1129 and encodes 254 amino acids. Lineage: Eukaryota; Metazoa; Chordata; Cladistia; Polypteriformes; Polypteridae. The record is from RefSeq and is a predicted model, not a curated record. The transcript is spliced from 2 exons.
UCGGUAACGGCACGCUUUCUUUCAGAUCUCGGACGCUCGGGAAAAUGGAGUAACAUAACAUCGAUCCGAAUGGAAGACUUCAAGGGCAGGUAUAAGGUAGAUUUAUUAAAUGUUCGUUGGGUCAUCUGCGGUCACCUAGUGUGAAGGGGGCGCACUGGGCACCCCAGCACAGGGUCGCAACUGCUGGAGUGGCGCAGUUGUUACGUGUUUACGACUUGUUCCUUUGUUUUCAUUCCCCUGAUCGCGGAGAGCUGUGAAAACCAAGAUGGCUCCUGGAGGAGUAAUCUGUGAAGAUAUUUCCUGAAGACAUGGCCAUUUGAUCAAAUAUUCUCCCAUCACCUGCUGAAGCAGGAAACUGCAGAUCAUGCACGUUACAAGGCCGAAAUCUGCCAAGGGUCGCAACAGGCUGCCAUCGAGCUACUCGGCGGCCGUGCAAGCCGUGUCCUGCCAAGGUGACUCGAUUGCUUCCAGGCCCUCGACCUCUUCACUGGAUCGGACAGGGAGAACCUUCUGUGCGUCCCCACAGCCCAGCCUGGCCACAGCCGAUGAUAUUCAGGAGUUCCUCCAACAGUUCCCGGUGAGGCCCUCCUCAUCCUUAAACAGGUAUCGAGUCCUGCCCUCCAUUCAGCAGGGAGGAGGAUGUGUGGCAGCUCAGGGUGUGGAGGCAUCACCCAAGGUGUCGAGGAGAACACAGAGGUGCAGUCCUAGUGACCUUGAAAUGUUACGAUCUACAGCAGAUGACCAGCAUCUCAGAAGUGAAACAGUGGUGGUGGGAGAGCCUGAGAUGAGUGGAAAUCGGCUCAGCUGUGAAACGGGAAGGGUGAGCGAGACUUUUGGGUCACUACAAGGCAUUGAACGGCGUCCUCCGGAUAACUUGGAAGAUGGCCAAUGUGUCAUACUUGCUGUGAGAUCUCCUACUGGUGAAAGAUUUCAGCACACGUUUAGUGCCACAGACACACUGGGCAGAGUCCUGGACACGGCCAAGGCCCGGUUUGGUGCCGUCUACAAGAACGUCUUAAUCGAAACCAUGGAUGUGCCGAGAAGAAGCUUCUCUGAUAUGUCUAAAACCCUCACCGAGUGUGGAAUCCAAACAAAGUCUGUAUUGUGUAUUCAAGAACAUUUGGAGUAGGCCAUGGCUUUGUUUUGCAGUUGGAUUUUUGACAUUUCGUAAGCACCUAAAUAUUCAGACCUCAUCAGGAGAAAUGACCGUUAUCAGCCAUUAGAAGUCCACCCUUUCUUCACAAAGCACAUUGGUUAAUACUCUGGUGUACAUAUUUCGAUAAUUCUUGCUGCUUUUUUAGAUUUUUAGAGAUUCCAUUUAUUUAUUUUAGUUGUCAAAUUAAAAUCACAGUCCUGUAUUUUUUGCGGUUAUUGCUUUUGUUUUUAACUCACCUGUCAAUUUACAGAGUACGCUUAAUUUUAAGGUUGCUGAUGGCCAAAGCUUAACACAACAACACAGGAUGCCAACAACCCUUGGUGAGGAGUUGGAAGGUUGGACACUGGUGGCUUUUAUCGACGGUUCGGUGCCUGCGAUGCCUUGGAAUGUGACCGCCGGUUCAACGUUCCCAGUCACCCUAUCAUCCCUGGAAGGUCCGAAUAACUUUGGGUGGGCCCGUUUAAUCUUUACAGCCUCUAAAUUUUGGAGCCUGUAGCCUUCAAGAUCAAACUGCUGCAGUUCGAAAGGGGAGUGCCAAGUUCUAGGACUAAUUUGUUUUUUCUUAUAUAAACCUUUAAGCAGGAAACAUUUCAUAUGAACGCCUUACUUUAUUUAUUAAUCAUCAUUUAUUAAUGAGGAUCACUUUUUAAUUGCUGAGUGUCUUUGAAUCAGUGUUGGUCAUUUGGCCUUUGUUGUGUUCACGUUUAGUAAUUUGCUCACCAGUCGUUUUUGUAUAUUUACAGUAUAUUGUAGAUUAAUGAAUGAAUCUCGAUGCAGUUUGCUGUUACCCUUCAAGCUUGGCUCUGGUUGGAAGUCUGAAUGUGUUAGUCAGUUAGCACCUCAAGUAUGUCAGCUGAUUUGUUUUCUUUCCUUUCUAGUUUAUGUUGUGUAGGUUGGAAAAUGUGUAUACUUCUCAAAUGGACUGAUUAAAAAUCGGGUAUUUGUAA